Messenger RNA from Ramularia collo-cygni, 1515 nucleotides. RefSeq names its product related to L-sorbosone dehydrogenase. The transcript has 3 exons. The record is from RefSeq and is a predicted model, not a curated record. Bases 1 to 1515 code for a protein of 504 amino acids. Lineage: Eukaryota; Fungi; Ascomycota; Dothideomycetes; Mycosphaerellales; Mycosphaerellaceae.
AUGAAGUACACAGCGGCAUCCUUGACGACGAUCGGCCUCUAUGCCACCUUCACAGCUGCCCAGCAGUGCACAGCAACCAUCUCCGCAUCAGGAUAUCCCGCCCCAUCACUUGCAAAUGGCUGGUCCGCACACAUUAUCGCGAAUGGCUUUACCAAACCUCGAUCACUGAAGCUGGACAAUGAAGGUAAUAUGCUUGUUGUGGACCAAGACGAGGAAAACGGUGGUGUUUACAGGGUGAGCUUUACUGGCCAAGCCCCCUGCUUGGUCGAGUCCAAUCGCUUUCAGGUUUGGAAAAAUGGGUCGCUGAACCACGGUAUUGAACUUUCACCAGACGGCAGCACUCUUUAUGCGUCAAGUCAAGACGCAGUGUAUGCGUGGCCUUAUGAAGCAUCAUCAGGCGCAAUUGGAUAUGAGAAACGUGUGAUUGAGCUUGGUGGAAGUGGAACCCACGCAACGAGGACCCUUCUCCUUCCUCCCAAUGAUCCCGAUUUCUUGCUGGUGUCCUGGGGAUCUAACGGUAAUGUUGACCCUCAAGCAAGGGACCCCACAUCAGGAUAUAGCAGCAUCAAAGCGUUUAACAUCUCCGACACAAGCCGGGUGUGGAAUUAUACCACGGAUGGGUUGCUUGUGGGCUAUGGACUGCGGAAUUCUAUUGGCCUUGCGCAGAAUCCAAUCACCGGCGGUAUUUUCAGUAAUGAGAACAGUGUCGAUAAUUUGUUCCGUGAUGGCGUGGAGAUUGUGGAAGACAACCCUGCAGAAGAGCUGAACUUUCAUGGUUACCUCAAUGGCACUGAUUCACCCAACUUCGGUGCAUAUUACGGAUAUCCUGACUGCUUCUCAGCCUGGGACGCCGAAGCUGUGCCCGAUUACGAUGAUCUCCAGACCGGACAACAAUUCGCCGCAAACUUCAACGAAUCUGUCGACGAUGCCUGGUGUCGUGAGAAUGCUGUCAGUCCUGUCCUCAGCUUCACAGCCCAUAUGGCUCCUAUGGAUCAAGAGUUCAACACCGCAGGCACAGUCAUGUACAUCUCUUUCCGUGGCAGCUGGAACCGUGAAAACCCUGCCGGCUACAAGCUCGCUGCCAUUCCUUUCAACCCAGCGACAGGAAUGCCUACGGCGGACCCCAACAGUCGCGAUGGGUAUUUGGAGAUCAUGGCCAACGAAGACGAGAGCAAAUGUCCUGAUGAGUGUUUCCGACCCGUGGGGUUGGAGUGGAGUGCGGGGGGAGAACAGCUUUUCAUGGCAUCCGAUGCCACAGGAGAGAUUUAUAUCGUCUACCGUGACGAUGGAAUGCCUGUUGACGACUUCACUGUGCCUGGUUCUGAGACCGAGGAUGGAAAUGAUGAACAAAUCGAGCCGGCGUCUCCGACUCCUUCUGAGACCGAGGAAGGAGACGACGAACAAAGCGGGCCAGCUUCUCCUACUCCUUCCGACGAAAGUAGCGCUGUUACCUUCGCUAAUGGACAGUGGUGGGUGGCAGCUGCAGCUGCAGUGACCAUUGCAUUUUUUUCCUGA